Molecule: messenger RNA, 506 nt
Organism: Pangasianodon hypophthalmus (striped catfish)
Lineage: Eukaryota; Metazoa; Chordata; Actinopteri; Siluriformes; Pangasiidae
Gene: anapc11
Product: APC11 anaphase promoting complex subunit 11 homolog (yeast)
Exons: 4
Coding region: 149-415 (88 amino acids)
Biological process (GO): anaphase-promoting complex-dependent catabolic process; positive regulation of mitotic metaphase/anaphase transition; protein ubiquitination
Cellular component (GO): anaphase-promoting complex; nucleus
Molecular function (GO): zinc ion binding; ubiquitin protein ligase activity; cullin family protein binding
Source: RefSeq, a predicted model, not a curated record
AUGAUUUUGCGCUCUUCCUCCAGCACGCUAGGGGGCGACCGGGAGUCAUCAGAGGGAUAAAACAGGAAGCGGCGAGUGAAAUGUGCGGAAACUCAAAAUGGAGCCCAGAAGAGAAACAGCGCAUUAGUUCUCCAAAUCGCAGACAGAGAUGAAGGUGAAGAUAAAGCAGUGGCACGGUGUGGCGUCAUGGCUCUGGGUGGCCAAUGAUGAAAACUGUGGCAUCUGCAGAGCUCCGUUCAACGGCUGCUGUCCAGACUGUAAAGUCCCCGGAGACGACUGCCCGCUGGUGUGGGGUCAGUGCUCCCACUGCUUCCACAUGCACUGCAUCCUCAAGUGGCUGAACUCGCAGCAGGUGCAGCAGCAGUGCCCCAUGUGCCGGCAGGAGUGGAAGUUUAAAGAGGGAGAGACGACAUGAAGUGACGGAAUAAACGAUUACAGCGUCCAGUCUCUGCUUUGUUUUGCUCUUAUGUACACAACCAAUAAACUAAUUAUAUUUAUACACUCUA